This is a messenger RNA of Acipenser ruthenus (sterlet), 7983 nucleotides long. RefSeq names its product bridge-like lipid transfer protein family member 3A. Lineage: Eukaryota; Metazoa; Chordata; Actinopteri; Acipenseriformes; Acipenseridae. The coding region runs from base 571 to 4599 and encodes 1342 amino acids. The record is from RefSeq and is a predicted model, not a curated record. The transcript has 21 exons.
GUCCUGUUUAUUAUUUAAAUUGAUACGAAGAAAUAGACGACUCCCGUGAAAUAAUUUCCGAAUUCUUGAUCGGAUGUUUUUUUUAAAUACAAAAUUGAGAUUUUACUGGGAUUAAAUACACGAUACGAGGAGUAUACACUUCAGAUUUACAGUCGGAUGCUGUUGUCAUGCAGUUCAUUUACGUUAAUUAUUCGUGGGUUGAUUCUCUUCUGUAGAUAGUGAGCCCGAAUAUAUAAUGUCACAAAAAUACGUAACAUUGUCAGCGUCAGAACAGUCACCGACGGCAUUACAUUUCAUCCUCUUAACUGUACACUUUUAUUUUUCAAUAUUUUGUGAAAGAGUCUGUCCGGUACUGUACCACCAAAGAAUCGAAAACUCAGCUUUGUAUUAACGCAAAGGGUCGAGUUUGUUGUUGUAAUCCUUCACCAUAGCUGCUAGGAGUUCUCGCGGUUUAGCCCCAGGACACGAAGGUUCGCAAAGAACCUGUCCCCCGACAAGAUCAACCUGAGCACCCUAAAGGGGGAGGGGCAACUAUCCAACCUGGAGCUGGACGAGGAGGUUCUGCAGAACAUGCUGGACCUGCCCACCUGGCUGGCCGUGACCCGGGUCUACUGCAACAAAGCUGCCAUCCGGAUACAAUGGACAAAGCUGAAGACCAGCCCUAUCUGUCUGUUCCUGGACAAGGUGGAGGUGGAAAUGAGGACGUGCGAGGAGCCCCGCCCCCCCAAUGGCCCCUCCCCCAUCGCCAUCACCGCUGGGCAAAGCGAGUAUGGGUUUGCAGAGAAGGUGGUGGAAGGCAUGUCCGUGAUCAUAAACUCCAUCACCAUCAAGGUCCAGGCCCAGGCCUUCCACGCCUCCUUCGAGCUGUGGCAGCUCCAGGGGAACAGCCUGAACCCCAAGUGGCAACGGAGCGACCUCCGCUUCACCCGCAUCACGGACCCCCAGCGCGGAGAGGUGCUGACGUUCAAGGAGAUUAACUGGCAGACCCUACGGAUCGAGGCUGACGCCAUGGAGAGCGGGGAGCAGGAUCUGGGCAGCACCCCCCUGAGACUGAUCACUAACCAGGGUCGCAUCCGAAUCGCCCUGAAGCGCCGGAUGAAGGACUGCAACGUGGUUGCCUCGAAGCUCCUCUUCAUCCUGGAUGACCUGCUGUGGGUGCUGACCGACUCGCAGCUCAAAGCCAUGAUCCGCUACGCCAAGUCCCUGAGCGAGGCCAUCGAGAGGUCAGCCCAGCAGAGGAAGAGCCUGGCCCCCGACCCCCUGCAGAGGGCGCCCACCUCCCCUGGGGCCCAGCCUUCUUGGAACGAGCCGGCCCCCCACGCUGCCCCCCCGAGCGGGGCCCCCAACAGCCUCAGCCAGUACUUUGAGCAGCAUGAUGUCAAGGAGUCCUCUUACCACACUCUCAUUUCCAGGCUGGACCUGCACAUCUGUGACGACAGCUCAGACAGCGAGGCAGGUGGGCCGCAGCCUCGAGUCGCCGGAGGAGCCAUGCAGCUGACCUUCCACAAGCUGGGCUUCGACUACUACCCCUUCCACUGGCCCAGCGACGGCUGCCGGCACUGGGAGCGGUACUGUGGUGCCAUGGAGACGCGGGCGCAGUGGGUGAGCAAGCUGCUGCAGGAGUUCCAGCGCCGAGCCGAGGGGCAGGACAGGCAGACGGGCUCCCCCGUGCCGGGCAAGGGGUCCCCCACCCGCACACAGGACGGAGGUUCCACUCCGAAGUCCAGCCCCCCGGACCGGGUCCAGACCCCUCGCCGAACCUCUGCAGCCCUGCCGCCCCAGGGACUGCCCUGGAAGAGGCUGCGGUCCAGCUGUGUGCUGGUCAGGGUGGAUGACCUGGAUAUAUACCAGGUGUCCAGCAGGGGUCGCCACAGUAAGAAGCCGCAGACCCUGGUGUCCUGCAACAGGAAGUCCCUGCAGCUCCCUGACAACGUGUCAGCCAUUCACAUCCAGUUCACAGAGUACUACUUCCCUGACCACCCCCAUCUCCCCGUGCCCUGCUCCAACCUGUAUGGCCAGCUGAACGGGCUCCAGCUGACCCCCGAGCCGCUCAGUCUGCUCUGGAUCAAUCUCUUCUCACUGGGGCUCCUGCGCAGCCUGGAGCAGGUCAAGGCCUUCUACAAGCUGGAGGAUUCUGGGAAGGGGGAGGAGCAUGUCGACGUGCGCCUGGACAUCUAUCAGCUCAAGCUGGUGAUCCCGCUGGAGUCCAGAAUCCUGGACCACCCUGACCGGCCACAGAGCCUCUGUGUCCAUGCCUCGCACUCCGUGUUCACCAACACGCGGCACUGCGCCCACGCCACGACAGCUGACCUGCAGGGCACCUGCCACUCCUUCAGCCACUGCCCCUUCUUCCAGCCCGCGGGGGGCGCCCCAAGCUUCCCCAGAACCUGCAGCAGCUUCCACCCGCUCCCCUCCGCCUUCCUGCAGCACGCCCUGGAGGGGGAUCGAGCCCCGGAGCUGUUGAGCAGGAAGAAACCCCCCCGCUCCCAGGACAUGUGGUCCCUGCACCUCUCUGGGCUGGCUUUAGACUUCGAAGGGGCGCGCCGGAGCCCCAAAGGAAAGACUCUGCCCUUCCUGGAGCCCUUGGCCAUCUCCCUGUGGAUGUGCCGCCCGGGGGCCUUCCAGAUCAAGCCCCACGUACCUCCCUUUACUCCAGGCUGUGGCUCUAGAUUGAGGGCGUCUGCAAGCUGCAGUAACUAUAUCGACCCCAGGUUAGUGACUGAGAGGCCUGGAAGCCACCUCAAAUCCAGAACAGUGCAGGAUCUGUUGGAUCUGGGGUCACCCAGGGAUUCUAACGAGAAUGACUGGCCAGCACAGAACGGGGAAGGGCAGGAGGAGGACGCGGAGCAAAUGGAGAUGGCUUCAAUCCACGUUUUGGCACAAGCCUUAUCCCCUAUCAGGCUGCGGCUGAACCACUAUCAGUACGUGGCUCUCUUGAGAGUGAAGGACACCUUUUCCAGGCUGGGGGCCGAGUUAGCUCAGGACACGCUGGGGCUGAGGGGCGAGCAGGUGGAGCCCCCUACUGUUAGUGUGGGGUUACUGCUGGAGAGUGCUGAAGUAGCGUUGCUGCUGCCUCCUGCAACGCUUGAAGAGACUCAGUCCCCUGGAAGCACGGACAGCCCCAGCCUGACUGAUUCAGAACUGUCCCCAGCGAAGGGGCCCUUGGUCACUGCCGGACUGGAGGACAGCGGCAUUGGGAACGCAGGAUCCUCGGAGAAGGAAGACGGCGACGGCACCACAGCGCCCCCUCCUGUCGAGGAGGCCUGCGAGGCUGUGGAGGCCCUGGAAGAUGCAGGCCCCUCCUCCCCUUCCCCAUCUCUAAACCCUCCCCUUCACUCCCGAGGCAACUCCUCCUUCAGCCUGGAGGGGGAGCUGUCGAGCGCACUCACCGCCACCAAGGACGUCACCAAAGAGGCGAUGACCGUGACCAUGGACCUGACCAAAGAGGCCGUGUCUAUCACCAAGGACGCCUUCAGCAUCUUGAGCCGGGAGAAGAUGACCUCUACCAUGCACAAGAUGCUGUUCCUGCCCCCAGCCAGAGAGCAGCCCUCUCGUCUCGAGGAGGCCCCCUCAGCCCCUGGGAGGCUGCGUUUCCUCAACAUGACCCUCUCUCAAUCCCAGCACUCCUUGGAGAGCGCCUCGCUGGACGGCAGCCUUCCUGACGACCGCUUCUCCGUAGACAGCGACAGCAGCGACAACUUUGUCAUCCUCAUGGACUCCGAGUCCGGUUUGGAGUCCUUGCGCCCGGACAGCGCCCCCUCUCUGCGGGCGGACCCCGGGAGCCGUGACAGUCCAGCGCUGGGGACGGAGAGAGACUCGUCCCCUGAUCUCAGCAGCUCCCUGUCCCAGAGCACGGAGGAGCUCAACCAGGACAAGGUGUCGGUGCUGCUUCUCCGGAUCAGCGAUGUGGGCUGCGCGUUCGAUAUGAAAGGGGAUGACCUGCUGGUGGCGCUAGAGGCUCGGGCUGUGGUUCCUGAACAACUGGGCAACAUGACCAUGCAGCAGCUCCUGAGCGGACGCGCCUUGGGAGUACCGUCGCCCCGCAGGCCCCCUUCCUCAGAGCAGCAGGGGCCUGUGCUGGGGGCCCCUGUGGUGCAGCUGCAGUUCCUGAUUGGCCCCGCAGCUGCAGCACAGCACUGCCCCCUGGCUGAAACCAACGGCUUCCUGCACCUGCGGGUGAGAGGCUGCACUACGGAGCUGCUGACCUCCUCGCUGGCCAGCCUCGGGCCGUUCCUGGAGGACGAGCUCAGUGCCGACCUGCUGCCCAUGAGGGUGGAACUGGACAGCACCACGGUCACUCUCAAGGAUGACGGACCUCUGCUGUACCCCACCUCCCCGAGGCCUGUCCCAGUCAUCUUCUCUGUGGAGGGGCUGGCUCUGGAGCGUGGAGACGAUGGCAUCUUCUACCUGCGAGCUGCGGGGACAGACUCACAAGAGCAGGCCAGCAACACAGCUGCCUCACUGAAUCCUGACAUCUCUAUCCCAGACCAGCUCCAGAGAGCCUUGGAUGAUGCACAGGCAGCUCUUGAAAAAGCCAACACAGACCGGGAGAGACUGCUCCAGGAGAUUAGAAAAUACAACCCUGGAUUUAACCUCUGACCUCCAAAACCACUUCUCUUCCCCGAACAGACAGCUGUCAUGCUCAACACCACCAGAAGAGGGAGCCAUGCACCACUAGAACCCAGCAGUCUUUCCCUCUAAGACAGCUGUCACUGCAAACUACCACCAGGAGGGGGAGACCUUGAGCAGCAGCCUGGAAUUUUGAGGGCCUGGCCCCACCACUCAGAGAGUUGAAACUCUUUGGAGGUGCCGUCAGGGGUGGUUUAUGGCUUUUCAAACGUAGAGCGUGAGAAAUGUAGCCGUGAGGGUUAUUAACCUGUAGGUGCAAUUGAGCAGGAAAAAAAAAACUGUGUUCACCGUUGGAAGUAACAUUGAGUUUGUAUGGCACUGUGAUAUUUGUUAAGCUGGCAAAAUAGAGUAAGAGAAAACGGUAAAAGGAGCCGUACGCGGUCAGGGAAGGGUUAAAAAGCUUUGGAAUCUUUUCACAAAACUUUGAAGGACCGUUUAACGCAUUAAGUAACCGUGUGGGUUAACCUGUAAUGGAUUUAAAGCCCUUGUUAUAAGCGGCACUACUCCCUGUGCUCCUGGGAGUGACGCUGCCUGUAAGCUGUGGCUGUGUAUUACGCUGAUUUCUUUGUGAAGCAGUUGGAGCCGUCAGGGGGAGGAAGCUUGUUUUGAAAUUGACGGAAGGCGGCGCUAGCGGAAAUGUUCUUGUUCAGGGGUCCUGAUGCAUCAGGCCUCCUGCUUACUUGAUCUGCACUUCAUUGAUGAGUUCAUCUCAUUAGAAAGUCGUUUACAUAAAUAUUCUAACGUGAGGAUGAAGUACAGUAUUUUGAAACUGACAAAAAAGAUGCCAAUAUAUGUUGUUUAUUAUUAUUAUUAUUAUUAUUAAUAUAGUGUGUUUUUUUUUAUAUUUAAAUAUGCUCUGACUGAAAAAAAAAAUGUUUUGGCAGUUUUGCAACACAGUUUGAACAUCCUGCUGCUGAAUGCCUAUCGAAUGAUGACUCCUUCUCAUGCCUGCCUUUACUUGACCAAACGAUCACUCCUGAGAGAAACUCUUCCGAAAUGAAGCUGAGAGAGACCUUUUGAAACCCUAGACUGAGAGGAACUCUUCCAAUAUGAAGCUGAGAGAGACCUUUUGAAACCCUAGACUGAGAGGAACUCUUCCAAUAUGAAGCUGAGAGAGACCGCUAGCGUUGGGACUGCUAGCGUUGUAUGAAACUGUAGAAUUAUGGGAUGUUCUUCGUGUUUGUGCUUCCCUGAUAAGGAAGGGAACAGUGAAUACAGCUGUUCUGUAGAGUGAAACAGCUGGGAAUAAAGAAAAAAACACAUCAAUUCAAUGUGGCUGUUUGGAUGGUGUAUAUUGACCCUGUCAGUUAACUUGAAACGCAGCCCCAAAACUGAAAUGUGUGAUGCAUAUACUAAUGUAUAGUGUGUAAUAAAUAUAUACCCUGGGGUCUUCUGCACAUUACACAGCAUCCCAGUUUGAGACUGGAAAGCUUGUGUCAUUUUCUUUAAUCGUUUUAGCUCGUGCAAAAUGCAACGGGCAGAAGGAACAAUAAGCUUGAUCAGCAUUUCAGAGUAUAUUAUUAUUUUCAAUGAACACAGGAUACAGGUUUUCAAUGCGGACUGUUAUAUUUAUCUGCAUGCCUGUUGAUCGUUUUGUGUAACUUUGUCCCUGUAGAACUAUACAGGAACAUGCAAGCAAUCUAAACCUGUUGGGUUGCAUUCUACCCCACAGAUCUUUAGAAUGUGGAUUGCAAGAGGCUUUCUAUGCAGUGCCCCUCAAUCGUGUUUGUGUAUAACUUUUUUUUUUUUUCCAGGCAACAGAAUUGUUCUAUACAAAUAGUGCAUUACAGACUAGAUAGACCCCUGUAGCUUUUUAAACGCGAAACAGUGACCCCUGGUGGCAGACAGGAUCACUGCAGCUAUCCACCAGGGAAUAACAGUGACGCCUGGUGGACACAGCUGCAAUCGCAGAUCAUUUUCUUUUUUCAAAGAACUGACCAUAGACGGGAAAGGAGCUUGCAACACAAAGUUUCACAAUGAUAAGGAAAAGUGGGGGUGGGGGUGCUAAGAUUGUUACUGAUGGAUGUUUUUUUUUUUUUUUUUAAUUGUUAACGCACUUCACUGCACGUGUAUUGUAUAUAAUCGUAGUCAGGGGCUGCCACCUAACGAUGGCACAUACCGGUCCACUGCAAUAUCAUGUAUUCUGGCCCGGCCCAUGUGAUUCCAUUUGGGUCAGAAACAUACUGACAUGUUUGCUGGCUUUUGGUAAUAACUGAUUCUGUCACUGUUGCCUGUUCAGAUCUGAAACUGGACACUGCAACUCGGCACUCUCUCGCUUCUACCCCCUCAGCCAUCCCUUAGGAGUCUGCGAAUAUGAUCAUGUGUACUGUAGUGAGGAAUACAGUAGUAGUGUCUUGCCAAUGCUGACUGUGCCCUUUCAUUUUAACAAUGGGGUUACAUGUGCUCUUCCUACCUCCUUUUCCCCACUUGAUUUAAAAGAAAUGUAAAGAGUGGUGCCACAGUAGUUAGGAAAAGGAAUUUUAAUGAGGUUUGAGUCGCGCAGGAGUCCCUCAGUAUUAACCCGACUCUGUGCGCUAGCUCAUUUACUACUGCAGUCAGACACAGCUCCACUGUGGCUCUGGUGAAAAAGCUCUGUCCAGAACUAUAGAGCAGAGCCAAGAUGAAUGAUGUUGGACUCUGUUCCCUAAUAUUUUAUUUGCCUUUGUCGGCAAACGUGGUAUCGCUUCAAUUUAAGCCUUAUUAACAAUAUAGUAUGUAUUAAGAUAAUGAAAGAAAACAGAAAACUGCGCCUUUUGAUGAAACCAGUUCAAGAAUGUAUUGUUCAAGAGCAAAUGCCAUGGUAGUUGUUAGACCCCCUGAACGAAGGUCCUGGAUUUGAAGUGACUUGAAGUUGGGCUGGCGUGGAAGGCAGCUGGCAUGAGAAUGAAAUUUUUUCAGGAGCGGGAUUGCAUUGACGAAGGGAACGUGCCACUAAACCUCACAAGUUUAGGAGCGCUGCGUUAGGGUCGGAAAUAUUUUGCAGUAGAACUAACUAAUCACAUUUCUGUGAGCUAAUUCUACCCUGUGUAUUUAAGUUGACAGCACUCGGUGGAGAAUGUUUGUGACGUGGCAGAUUGUAAGUUUUGUAGUGCUGUGCCAGGCUUGCAGUCCAAUGUAACCCUCCAGUAUUAUAACAAUGACACUUUAUUUGAGUGAAAGCUGGAUUUGUUUAAUACCCUUUGAGGUGUUUGUACAUUGCACGGGACUGUUUGCUGUUUUUGACAGUAUUUUUUAUUUAAUUUGUAGGCUGUAUUUUUAUUGUUAACACUCCACUAUAUUAAGAUAGGUUCUGUGAACCAGUGCCGUAUGUGUGAUGACAUUUCUAAAUUAAAAGUUUAUUACAUCUAAACUUCA